Messenger RNA from Aspergillus welwitschiae, 628 nucleotides. RefSeq lists its product as uncharacterized. Bases 88 to 402 code for a protein of 104 amino acids. The record is from RefSeq and is a predicted model, not a curated record. Lineage: Eukaryota; Fungi; Ascomycota; Eurotiomycetes; Eurotiales; Aspergillaceae. The transcript is spliced from 2 exons.
CAUCAACACUUCUAUACAGCUUCCAGAAGAUCCAUCUGCCUUGAACGUAGCCUUAUUCAAAGAGUUCGUGCUACUGGAGAAAAUAAAAUGGCGAAAACAUAUCCCAUUGGUACACGCAAAGAAUGCGAACGUCUAGUCAAGGACUGGGGCUUCAAGCAUGUCUUUACUUGGGCGGACGGAAGCAAUGCCCACUAUCCACCACACUCCCAUGGCGGUGUCACCACCCAUCUAAUACGGCAGGGGACUCUGACAAUCACCUACCCAGAUGACAAUGCUAAGUUGCAUAAUGGGGAGGUGAAAAAGGAGACGUUUGGGGUCGGUGCGAGACUGGAUGUUCCAGCUGGCAAGUUACACGAGGUGUGGAUUGGUGAGGAUGGGUGCGAAUAUGUUAUUGGUGAAUAGGUAUGAGCGGAUGUGGGCUACGGCUUGUCCCUUACGGAUCAUGAUCACUUGAGCGAUGUGUUGUAUUAUGAGUUUGCUCUAUUGUCUAAUCUAUAGACAUUAACUGGUAUCUCGUACGGCGUCCACCGAAUUUUCCAUAUGUCCAAUUCUUGUCAUCUAUGUUUUGGUUUCGAAAUAUAUCAAUCAUUAUUCGUGCUCAUCUAGUGAGUAAAUCGGAAAUCAAGUC